Molecule: messenger RNA, 921 nt
Organism: Meloidogyne enterolobii
Lineage: Eukaryota; Metazoa; Nematoda; Chromadorea; Rhabditida; Meloidogynidae
Source: the annotation of a GenBank genome assembly
GAAAUGAUUGAUUGUGAACAUUUACCUUGCAGUACAUCAAAAAGAGAAGUUGAUCCCAGUCUUUCUUCAAUUUUUAAAAGGAAGUUUAUUGUUACUGAAUCAAAUGUUAAGUCAAUUCAACACACCUACACCCUACAUGGGCAUGAAGGAUGUGUAAAUUCAAUAAAAUGGAACGAUUCUGGAACGCUUCUUGCUAGCGGUUCCGAUGACCAACAUUUAAUUAUUUGGCAUCAAAAUGGUCGCUUACUUCGUCGUUUACAAACACUACACUCAAAUAAUAUUUUUUCUGUUCUAUUUGUGCCUCAUGCACAUGACCAUUUACUUUUGUCGGCAGCGGGUGAUAGCUUAAUUUUAUUGCAUGAAUUGGAUCAAAUGUCAUCAGAUUCGUUGUGUCAUAUUCAAAAAUGGGAAUGUAAAGGAAGGGUAAAGAAAAUGGCAAUUUGUAAAGAAGAACCGAGGAUAUUUUGGGCUGUGUCUGAAGAUGGAGUUUUAAAACAAUGCGAUCUUCGCGACAACAAAACAACAGAUUUUGAUUUUUCUGAAGAUUAUGGAUCUUUAAAGUCGUUAGCAAUAAAUGAAAGUUCAAGUGAGAUGUUGGCUAUUGGUUUAAGUUCAGCUUUAGUUCCAAUAUAUGACAAAAGAAGUAUGAAGGAGCCUUUAAUGAAGUUAUUACCAGCUCAUCUCUCUGUAAACGAAGAAGGACACCUUUUAUCUACAAAUUUGGAAUUUAACAAAAUUGGAAAUGAACUCUUAGUGAAUAUUGGUUCUGAUAAUAUUUAUAUUUUCGAUGUGAAGAAGAAUAAUCACACAUCUCCUGAUAUUUUUUCAACAAUUAAAAGGUUUUGGAAUUUUUUUUGAAUUGUUUCAUGAGUUUUAUGUCUGAUGAAGAAAAUUUUCCGUUUGAAAAUACAACUCUUGAGG